AUGAGUGAAAUUGCCCCAUUAGGGAAGCUGAAAGAUUGGUUUUACAGGGUUGAAUACCAACAGAGAGGCUCGCCUCACAUCCAUAUGCUCAUAUGGCUUGAAAAUGCACCUGUAUUUGGUGUUGAUAAAGAUGAAGAUGUAGUGAAUUUCAUUGACCAAAUAAUAUCUUGUAGAAAGCCUGAUAAUAAUGACACUGAAUUAUUUGAUCUUGUAAACAGACAAACUCAUAGACAUUCCCACACAUGCCGAAAAAACUCCAAAAAAGUUUUGUAGAUUUAAUUAUCCUCAGCCACCAAUGAGAUCAACACAAAUACUUCAUCCACUUGAUGACAAUGCUUCUGACACUGUCAUAAGAGCCAGAAAAGAGUUGUGGAAAAAUAUUAAGAAUAAACUAAAUGAUUUGAAAGAGGGAGAAGACGUAACAUUUGAUCAACUUAUGAAAGAACUAGAUGUUUCAGAAUAUCAAUAUAUUCUUGCAAUUCGAUCAUCACUAAAUUGUCCAACAAUAUUUCUAAAAAGAAGUCCCAAUGAAUUAAGGAUUAAUAAUUAUAAUCCUGCUUGCCUCCAAGCAUGGAGAGCUAACAUGGACAUUCAAUUUGUGCUUGAUGUAUAUGCCUGUGCAAUGUACAUUGUUUCCUAUAUUUCUAAAGCUCAAAAAGGAAUGAGUGACUUGUUACGUAACGCAUGUGCUGAAGCUAAGGAAGGUAAUUCCACCAUCAAACAACAGGUUCGUGACAUUGGCAACAAGUUUUUAAACUCUGUUGAAAUAAGUGCACAAGAAGCAGUGUACAUCAUUCUGCAACUUCCCAUGAGAAAAUCUUCUCGAAAUGUGAAAGAAAUGGUUGAAAGCGACACAAAGUGGUUUGCAGAAAAGAUUGCUAUGGAAAACGAAACUGAGCCCAGACCAACCACAGUUACAUGUGCAAAACCAUCCCCUGGAUUCAAGCUCACCAUCGACAAUGUUGACUACCAUCAAAAUGUCCACUACAUGACAGAACACCAGAACAUUGAUAGACACUAUGUGACAGUCAAUGCCACCACAAACAGGAUAUCUGGAAACCAUUUGAGUACGGACAGCCCUGUACCUGGUAUUAAACAAAUGGAAAAUGGCAAGUGUAUUCCUAAUCACAUCGAACAAAAAGUACAGAGAGCAAAUUACAUCACGUUGGUCCAGAGAAUUCUGGUUGAAAAUAUUCCCUGCCUUGAAUUUGGACAAGAUGUUGUUGAGAACCACAUUCACCACAAAUACAGCAAAGAAGCAUCACAACCAACAAAUUCAGUAAGUUUAUAAUUUAAUAAUUUAUAUUAUUAUAUUAACUGUCCUUGUGAAUAUGUGAUUUAUUUAUCAUGGGCUUGGCCCUCAGUGAAUAAAUACAUAUACCCUAAUUGCCUCAAAAUAACCAAAACAUUGAGGUACCUGAGAAAGACACCUAACUUGAACUACUUUAAUUUCUUUCAGAAUUUCCUUGGGGUUAUUUUCGAGAGUGAAAACGAUGCAAAUGGCAUACAGAAAAUAUUACAGGAACUCCAUGGUUAUGUUCCGUUCGUUGGCGAUGGAGAAGAACGAAGAUACUCAAGUCAGGCAAUCGUUGGAGAUCAGCUGACAGUUGAAAGAGCAGUGAAUGCUCACAUGACACUCAGCAAUGGUUUCACCCCAGAAGAACGCUUAGAUGGAAUUCACUGUGAGAUUGCAGAUUGGCAUGCUGGAAACAAAGCACUUGGAGUAAGGAUAUACUCGAAUUAA
Paramuricea clavata is the source of this 1744-nucleotide messenger RNA. NCBI's taxonomy places the organism in Eukaryota, Metazoa, Cnidaria, Anthozoa, Malacalcyonacea, Plexauridae. The record is from the annotation of a GenBank genome assembly.